CGCGAUCCGAGGAAAAGCAGCGAGAGGAGAGAGCCCCGGAGCGCUGCGGGCAGCGCUGAUUGCGCGGAGUCGGAGCUGAGCCCAGCCCGCUGGCCCGCGGCCCGAGAGGAGGAGGAGGAGAGAGGGAAGGAGGCAGGGAAGAGGCAGGGAAGGAAGGAAGGAAGGAGGGAAGGAAGGAGGAGGAGGAGGUGCCGGCUGUCCCCGCUGCCCGGCGGAGCGAUGCUGGCGGCUGCUGCGCUGUGCGCGGCCGCUUUGGGCUGCGCUGCCGGGGCGCGGCUGCUCAGCGGCCAGACGGUUUGCAGGCGUGGCACGCAGAAACCCUGCUACAAAAUCGUUUAUUUUCACGACGCCUCRCGCAGAACCAGCUACGAGGAGGCUCAGCUGGCGUGCAGGGCUGACGGGGGACACUUGGUCAGCAUCGAGACAGCAGCAGAGGAAAUCAGGAAUUGGUACGCGGAUGAGCCGUCGUGCGGGGCUGAGCUCUGYGGGGUCCUGUACCACCAACCCUCUGCCCCACCCGGCCUCGGAGGACCCUACAUGUUCCAGUGGAAUGAUGAYAGGUGCAACAUGAGGAACAACUUCAUCUGCAAGUAUUCCCUGGAGAAGCCAACAAAAGYGCCAAUAGAGAAUUCCCGAAGAGCUGUUCCAACAGAGCCCUGGAAGGCAGAAUUCCCAGAGGAACGCAGGAGGAAAGGAGCCAAUGGAACAGCUGGGGGAGCCAAAGAACCUGUGCAGAGCCUURCCUACAUCCUGAUUUCCAGCAUUCCUGUGCUGCUUUUCCUGGUGGCCAUCACAGGCAUCUCCUGCUUUUGGCUCUUUGUGAAGAGGCGACAGCAGCGUGUGGCUGCCACCCCGAAAGGUGACAGCGCCUGGCUGCCCAGCCCCGGAGGGGACAGCCCCGACCUGGACAUCUCCAAAGUGCUCAGGAAACAAUCAGAAGCCGACCUGGCCGGGGCCAGACCCGGCACCGAUAAUUCMUCGUUCCGCGGGCGGGAGGGAGCGCGGGGUCCCCGCGGGGACAGCUCCAGCAGUGGCUUUGUCACCCCCGCCAGCCCCGAGAGUGGCUUUGUCACCAACGACAUCUACGAGCUCUGCGGGGACCGCGUGGGGAGGAGCAAAGAGUCCACCUGGGUGGAGAAUGAGAUUUAUGGAUAUUGAGGAAACGGACACAAAAAAACCCCCUGGAAUGUGGGUGUUUUUUAACACGUUUACCUGCCCUGUCUAUGCACUUAAAAUGAUGGUUUAUGUGGUGUUUGUCCUGGGUUGGCCUUGGCCCUGUGUUCUUCUGUUUUCUGGAAGAAUUGGGGUUUUUAAAGAUCCCGACUGAGAAGAAUGUACRGAUUUUGUUUUGCACCGAGCCCGCUUUGUCCUGAGAAUGUCUUGUUGAUAYCCCUGAUUGCCUUUUGUACCAAAGACACGCCGUGAAACUGAAGGACAAUCCCAAAUCCUUAUUUAUUUAUGGACUUACUCCUCUUCAAAGGUGCUAAAAGUUACCUUUUCUGUGUGCUGGAGCCCUGCCUUCUGGAGGUGCUGAACAGCAGAAAGUGGGGAAUGAAUUCCCUGCUCUGCUCUGCUUGUGUGUGCAACUUUUACCGUGCCUAUUAAAUUUCUACAUCYCAACCCGUGAGUUUUCUCACUUUUUACUCRUCCAAUUCUCUCCCUCSUCCUGCUGGGAGGGCCUGAGACAAAGCAGACAAAGAGUGUGAGGCAGGAACACAAAUAUUUCACACCUUUUGUCCUGCAGAUGUUUU
Molecule: messenger RNA, 1751 nt
Organism: Malurus melanocephalus (red-backed fairy wren)
Lineage: Eukaryota; Metazoa; Chordata; Aves; Passeriformes; Maluridae
Gene: LAYN
Product: layilin
Exons: 8
Coding region: 220-1158 (312 amino acids)
Molecular function (GO): hyaluronic acid binding
Source: RefSeq, a predicted model, not a curated record